AAACAAAGACACGCCAUUACUAGAUAAUGUAAAUAGACAUGGAAUCUGUGUUUUGUGCGUCGAUAUGCGUGUGUCGGCUCUCUCUUCUGCCCUAGUUUUUGCUCACCGAACAGUUUGUAGAUCAGCAGAACUUCUUAUUAGUGGUUGGAUUUAAGCAUUUUCUGAGCGGCGAAGGAUGCGUUCUUUCUAGAUUCUCCAAAUCAGUUCUUCUAUCAGUAGGACCUGCAAUGGCGAACAAAUUUAGUACAGGGAACAGUAGAACAAGAAGUUCAGUGUCCAUCUUCAUCGUAGCUAGUCUCUGCUGUUUCUUCUACAUACUCGGAGCAUGGCAACGAAGUGGGUUCGGGAAAGGCGACGCUGUAGCGUCGGCUAUGAUCAAGGCCGGCGACAGCUGUAACAUCCUCCCGAGCCUCAACUUCGAAACACAUCACGGCGACAGGACAACGGGCACUUCAUAUUCUAAAGUAGUCGAAUAUAAGCCUUGCCAUCAUCGCUACAAGGAUCACACGCCCUGCCAAGAUCGAAAACGAGCAAUGAAAUUACCGAGGGAGAAUUUUUUCUACCGUGAGAGGCAUUGCCCCUCCCAAGAACAGAAGCUGCAUUGCCUGAUUCCCGCGCCUAAAGGAUAUGUGACACCGUUUCGAUGGCCAAAGAGCCGUGAUUAUGUUCCCUACGCCAAUGCUCCGUAUAAGAGUUUAACGGUCGAGAAGGCGAUUCAGAAUUGGAUUCAGUAUGAGGGGAAUGUGUUUAGGUUCCCAGGGGGCGGGACACAGUUUCCUCAGGGGGCGGAUAAGUACAUUGAGCAGCUCGCGUCGGUUAUCCCGAUUGCGAAUGGCACAGUUAGGACUGCAUUAGACACUGGUUGCGGGGUUGCGAGUUGGGGCGCGUAUCUUUGGAAUAGGAAUGUCGUAGCUAUGUCGUUUGCGCCACGAGAUUCACACGAGGCGCAAGUUCAGUUCGCUCUCGAACGCGGCGUGCCUGCCGUCAUUGGUGUUCUUGGAACUAUCAAAAUGCCGUAUCCGUCUAGCGCUUUCGACAUGGCGCAUUGUUCACGUUGUCUUAUACGUUGGGGUGCGAAUGAUGGAUUAUAUAUGAAGGAGAUUGAUCGUGUUCUUCGACCGGGUGGGUAUUGGGUGCUUUCCGGACCACCGAUAAGUUGGAAGACUUCUUACAAGGCAUGGCAACGUAGUAAAGAAGAACUCGAGGAAGAACAGAGGAGGAUCGAGGAAGUUGCUAAAAUUCUCUGCUGGGAAAAGAAAUCCGAGCACGAAGAAAUCGCGAUAUGGCAGAAAUCGAAGGAUGUAGACGCCUGUCGAGCUGCGCAAGAAAAUUCCGGCGCAGAAUUCUGUAAAUCUGAAGCUGCGGACGAUGUCUGGUACAAGAAAAUGGAGCGUUGUAUAACUCGAAUCGGAAAUGCCAAAAUUGGAGAAGUUUCAGGAGAUCUCAAACCAUUCCCGGAGAGGCUUAAUGCAGUUCCCCCGAGAGUUGCCAAUGGCGCAAUUUCUGGAGUUUCAGCCGAGGCGUAUCUGGAGGACAAUAAAGAGUGGAAAAAACACGUCGACGCGUAUCGGAAGAUCAACAAGAUUAUAGACUCGGGAAGAUACCGCAACAUUAUGGAUAUGAAUGCCGGGUUCGGAGGCUUUGCUGCGGCAAUUCAGUCGCCCAAAUUAUGGGUUAUGAACGUCGUACCGACUAUUGCCGAGAAAAAUACACUCGGCGUUGUUUACGAAAGAGGACUGAUCGGCAUUUACCACGACUGGUGCGAAGCCUUUUCGACAUAUCCAAGGACGUACGAUCUCAUCCACGCCAAUGGCGUUUUUACCUUGUACCAGGGCAAAUGUGAGUUCGAAGACAUCUUGUUGGAGAUGGAUCGGAUUCUACGGCCUGAAGGCGCAGUAUUGUUCCGGGACGAAGUCGACGUUCUUGUCAAGGUGAAGAAAAUAAUCGCGGGGAUGAGAUGGGAUUCGAAAAUGGUGGAUCACGAGGACGGCCCUCUUGUUCCCGAGAAAGUACUUGUGGCUGUGAAGCAGUACUGGGUCGGUAACUCGACUUCUGCGUGAUGAAUACAUCGUGCGAACAUGGUUUUUGGUCGACGAAGAAAGUUGAGCCGGACCGGGACAUGGCUAACCAGGUACGUAGUAAUACUCUGUUGUUCGAGCUGUUCUUGUAAGGAAAUGGUAUGUAUCAUUCGUAGGUAGAAUAUUUUUUUGUCUAUAGUAGUGUAUGGCCAUAGCCAAAGCCAUGAGAGCUGUUCUAGAGCAUAACAUUUUGUUAUUUUUAGAGGUUUUUUUGGCGUAAAUAUUCUCAACUGUUUGGUUGAAUUA
Andrographis paniculata is the source of this 2324-nucleotide messenger RNA. RefSeq names its product probable methyltransferase PMT2. Gene Ontology annotation, molecular function: methyltransferase activity. Gene Ontology annotation, cellular component: trans-Golgi network; endosome; cytoplasm. The transcript has 7 exons. The coding region runs from base 228 to 2060 and encodes 610 amino acids. The record is from RefSeq and is a predicted model, not a curated record. NCBI's taxonomy places the organism in Eukaryota, Viridiplantae, Streptophyta, Magnoliopsida, Lamiales, Acanthaceae.